CGAGCCCCCACUCCUUCACUCAGGAGAGAUCAUGGCAACCGUCAGGAUUCUCUUUCUUAUUCUGGCCUUCCCACUGAGCGCUUGCGGCGACGUCCGGGCCAGAGACCCCGAAGUGGAGCAGGAGGAGGACGAAGAUUGGGGGGACGCGACGGGUGUUGUCGGUGCCACCGAGGAGACCCCCCUCAUGCAGGAUGGGGGAAACUACCCGGCCCGAAGUGGGAACUGGUGCGCGUUUGUUCAGAAACGAAUGGUGAGCAUGGCGGUGGCGUGCGGGACGGAGAAGUACACCAUCAAGUCCCAAAGUCCGUGUCCCAGCGGAACGCCGGACUGCCAUUUGGUCAUGUACAAGCUGUCCACUCGUCCGCUCUAUAAGCAGAAGCAGAAGGUGAUCACAGCUCUGUUGUGGAGAUGCUGUCCCGGACACGGAGGAGACAACUGUGAUGACACAGUUGCCGACGCACGGAUUGACUUGGAAACCUCUUCAAUCGGUAGAUCCAAUGUCCAGACAGAACCGGGAAAUCUCCACACAGCUUCUACGAUACACUCGGCAGGCAUAUUACCGCAUCAGCUAAACCCGAACAGAGAGCAGAAUGACCACCAGGGGGCUGUCAACACAUCACACAAUGUCAGUAAAGCAACGUAUCCUGUGCAUUUGCCAAACCAGGACCACGUUCACCGCCAGGAGCACAAUCAUCAUCCUGAACAUGUUCUAAACCAGGACCAUUUUCAGCAUCCUAUCCAUGUACCGAACUUGAACCACGUUCAGUAUCCUGUCCAUGUACCAAACCGGGACCACACUCAGCAUUCGGGACACGUGCCAAACCAAGACCACGUUCAGUAUCCUGUCUAUAGACCAAACUGGGACCCCACUCAACAUACCGGGCACGUCCCAAACCAGGACCACAUUCAGUAUCCAGUCCUUGUCCAGGAACGGGACACCGCUCAGAAUCCUAUUCCUGUCCACAAACAGGACCACGUGCCACCCAGGAAACAUGAGCAUCAGGAGCACCUGCGUCUUGGACUACCCGCGUCCCAUCCCGAUGCGGCGCUAGCCCUCCCCCACACGGUGGCGCUCCUGAUGUCGCAGCUGCAGCCCACCCUGCAGCACUUCAACCGCUCGUUGGAGCGGCUGGAACAACGGAUGGACGAACUGGCCCGCGACGCUGCUCGCCUGGAGGAUGCCCGGCGCCGGCGGGAGGAAGACGAAGCCGAGCGGCGGAAGCGAGUGGACGCCGAAGUGGAGCGUGGUGCCCAGCAGGUGGCUGAGCUUCGGAGGGAGCUGGAGAGUAGGCUGCACUCACAACGUGCCAUGCUCCAUUUCAACAUCAGCAACUUCAAGACGGAUUUGGACCUUAAAAUCAAGCGGCACAACAAGAUGCUGCAGGCUAGUUUGCAAGCUAUGAAUGCCACUCUGGCAGAGAUCAAGCUGGACCAGGAAAUGGAGCAAGAACAGCAACAGGACCAGGAAGUGGAGGCGGACCCCGUAAUGCCACAGAGCUCCGCCUCCUCCACCGCCAUUUGGGAGGCCAUCGAACGUCUGGACAGGAUGGUGAUCAACAACACCGUCAAGGUGGACAACCUGGCGGAGGAGCUCGCGGUGACGUCGGACGGUUUGGAGGGGCUGCGGCGUGCGAACCAGGGGCUGGGAGAGCGCAUCAAGCAGGUGGCGCGCGACGGCCAGGUGCGUUUCAUGGAGACGGGUCUGGAGGUGGAGGCGGCCAAAGUGGCGGUUCUGGACCGCGUGGAGCAGCUGGCGGGCAACCUGAGCCGCCAGGGCCAGCGCCUCCACGAGAUGGACGUCGACGUGGACUACCUCUACAACACCCUCUACAAGAACGCCUCCUCGUCGUGUGACUGCCAGCAUUUGGACGAGGCACUAGCCCAGCUGGAGAGGGGCGUGGCUAAUGUGACAGAGCUAGCAAAUGAGCAGAGUCUGAUUUUGGAGGAGGCGCGGAGGGCGGCGAGCAAACGGGAGGCAGCCAUGGAAGCGGUGCGCGUUAGCCUAGAGCAGUUGGAGGAGCAGAUCACGUCGAAAGAGGAAAGGACGGGCACCUUGGAGGAAGCCGUGCGUCUACUGUCCGUCCAGCUGCAGGACAAGCGGGUGUCAGACGGCGCGCCCCCGUCAGCCGGGGAGCCGUCAGAAGAAGUGAAACGUGUGCAGAUGGAGAUGAAGCGUCUAUCGGCGUCCUUCAACUCGCUGCUGAAGGACGCCAUCCGCCACAGCGACGUUCUGGAGAUCCUGCUGGGCGAGGAGGUCCUGGAGUUCCUGGAGUGGCCCGUUCACGACCAGGAGGCGCACUCCAUCCCCGCGAUCAGGGAGGACAUAAGGAGCCUAAGGCAGAGCCUCCAGCAAGGAACAGGCGAGGCAGAAGAGGCGCUUUCAGCGGACGAGCCUUCGUCCCGGUGGCCCGACGACACGGCGAAGAACCGCGAAUUUGCCGGCCAAGGAGGAGCAAGAACCUCCGGGGAGUCCCCUCGACCUCCCGGGGGCGACGGCGGCGACUUGUGGAAGCUGGAAAAGAGCGUGGAGGAGCUCAAGUUGAAGAUGAAGGAUGACGACGACGAAGCGGCGAUGCUGCGGACAGAGGUGGCGCGCCUCAAGAGAGGCUUGGAGGAACAUCUCCGGACCUUCAAGAUCAUCUUCAGUAACGCCGACGUGCUGGAGAGAAGCCACGCCCCGCUAGAGCUGGACAAGCUCUACCAAAUGAUGUCCGACAAGGAGAAGAAGAAGCGAGGAAGCGCCAGAAACGGACGUCGCAAUCGGAGGGACACCUAAGGGUCGGGUCGUCCCACCCAAAAAAAGACACAACUGGACAACAGCCAAAAGGAAAAUGGCUGAGCGAAUGAUGCAAAAUGUGUGACGGUUUCAGCUUGCAUUUGGCUACCACUGACGGUAAUAGAUGUCCAAUCUGUUAUAACCAGGGGUGGAAAAGUACCCAAAAAAUCUACCCAAGUAAAACUACUGUUGGAUCGAUGAAAUUUUACUCAAGUAGUUGUGCAAUGAUAUACUCGAAAAAUGACGUGACAAAAAAAGAGCGAGAACCAAAAGUGGUAUUUGUCACGUGGCAAAAUGGAUUUUGCCAUGUGGCAUAUUUUUUUUGCCAUGUGGCAUUUUUUUCUUUGCCAAUUGGCAUUUUUUGGGCCAUGUGGCAAUGGAUUUUGCCAUGUGGCAUUUUUUUGCCAUGUGGCAAAAUGGAUUUUGCCAUGUGGCAGUUUUUUGCCAUGUGGCAAAAUGAAUUUUGCUAUAUGGCAUUUUUUUCUUUGCCAUGUGGCAUUUUUUCGGCCGUGUGGUAAAAUUGAUUUUGCCAUGUGGCAUUUUUUUGGCCAUUUGGCAAAAUGAAUUUUGCCAUGUUGCUUUUUUUCUUUGCCCUGUGGCAUUAUUUUAGCCAUGUGGCAAAAUGUAUUUUUGACAUGUGGCAUUUUUUAUUGGUACAGUAUGUGGCAAAAUUGAUUAUGGGUUGUGGAAUAUUGGGGGGUAUGUGGCAUUUUUGCAGGCCAUGCACGUCCAUGCCAUUGACGGCUAUGCACGUCCAAAUUUUCCAUUCGUUUUAAAUGGCAGAAAAACGUGUGGUUGUGAUUUUUGACCACACACUUCACAUAACAACGCAUCCAUUUUGCCACAUACAAAAAAAAAAUGCCACAUGUCAAAAUGCAUUUUGCAACGUGGCAAAAAAAAUCCACAUUGCAAAAUCAAUUUUGCAACAUGGCAAAAAAAGCCAAAUGGCAAAAUCAACUUUGCCACAUGGCAAAAAUCCAUUAUUCCACAUGGCAAAUUCCCCUUUGCAUUCUCGCCCCUGCUGCACUUUUGAGCACAAUAGUAACGGUACUCAUUUUGUUUUUUUGCUAAACCUGAGCGCUGCUCUCAAUGUAAUGUAAACGACUGUAUGUUAGCCGCCCUAAUUAGCACGUUGCGCCCCUCGGUAGCAGCCGUAGAUUUUGUGUCAUCACCGCCAGUCAACAUACUUACUUACAUACUUUUACGACUUGUGUGAAGGUGAGCCACAUCCAAUAUGGCGGCCACGCGCAACCCCUUUCUUGACAUAAUACGGUUUCUACUAUAUACUGGCACGCAGAUACGAAUUUAUUAUUGUGUUUAACUUUGUAACAGAAGCGUUUUCAAAUAUAUUUCAGUAAAUGAACUUCAAUAGACUUAUGUAAAAUACUCCAAAAAGUACGUUACAGAAUACCUACUUCGUUACCAAAUAAGAGUAAAUGUAAUUUGUUGCCUUCCACUAGUGCUAUUUGAUAUAACAAUGUCUAUUGAAAUUGUCAUCCGCCACUUCUUCCUGCAAUGCAUAUUUUGGCCAGCAGAUGGAGUCCAUAGACAUGUUAGCUUCGAGGUGUCCCACAUUCAAUUUUAAUGGUCAAAAACUCCCAUUGAUUUCCACUGGCCCUAUUCGACAUUCAUUCAAAAGCACAAAAACUUGCAUUCACCCCUAUUGAUAUCCAACCCAAGUGAUCCUGAAAUAGACAGGAAGUGACCCUGAAAUGCUUCAAAAUAACGUGACGUGACCAGAUACAGAGGGGCAAAUAAUCCCACUUGAAAAUAUUAGAGAGGCCUGUAAUUGUCAACAUGGGUAAACUUCAACCAUGAGAGACAGAAUGUGGAAGAAAAAAAAAGAAAAGAAAAUCACAUUCUUUGAUUUUUAAAUAA
Molecule: messenger RNA, 4654 nt
Organism: Corythoichthys intestinalis (scribbled pipefish)
Lineage: Eukaryota; Metazoa; Chordata; Actinopteri; Syngnathiformes; Syngnathidae
Product: multimerin-2-like
Exons: 10
Coding region: 32-2776 (914 amino acids)
Molecular function (GO): protein binding
Source: RefSeq, a predicted model, not a curated record